UUUGCAGCGGCUGAGCGCAGCUUGACUCUCCGGUGCUUCUCAGCGGGGGAUUCUCGUUCUUGGUGUUAUUAUCAAAAUUAUUAUUAUUAUCAUUCUUAAAAAGCUUUUACAGCCUCAGCCCCGGGAUUCAGAAAUGCCUCAGCCGGGACCUGAGAGACUCGCAGAGGCGGACUGACUCCACAGCAUCGCGCCGUCUACUUUCAUUUGGACACAUUUCUCCGAGUGCGUCUUCUCCUCACAUCCACCUGCCUGCGCCCAUGGAGGGAUGUCGUGAUGCUGUGCUCAAGGAGAACGAAAACUUUGGUGUCGACAUGUGUGAUCCUGAGCGGUAUGACCAACAUCGUGUGUCUCCUGUACGUCGGCUGGAUCACCAACUAUGUGAACAACGGGGGUCCAAAAGUUGCGGAGAGCGGCGGCGAGGCGGAGAGAAAGUUGGAGGAGGACAGUAAAGGGGAGACACUGAGGAUUAUCGAGAGACUGGACCGGCUGGAGAGCGUCGUCAACGAGCACAUUAAAGACACCCCUCAGAAGGACGGAGAAGACGCUGCUUCCUCGUCUGACUCAGCCUCAGACUCCGCCUCCUCACUGUUUGACCGCUGGGGUCGCGACCUCGGCCCGGAGAGCAGAAGGGUUGCCCUCAAGAAGUUUCGCUACUUCGGCUACAAUGGCUACCUUAGCGACCGCAUCUCCCUCACCCGGCCGAUCCAGGAUCUGCGACCGGACGGGUGCAGAAACAUUUCAUAUUCAUCAGAUCUUCCUCAGCUCAGCGUCAUCUUCAUCUUUGUUAACGAGGCCUUGUCGGUGUUGCUCCGCUCUGUCCACACGGCCAUCCAGAGAACUCCUUCACACCUGCUCAAAGAGAUCAUACUGGUCGAUGAUCACAGCAACAGCCAGGAGCUGAAAGAGCACCUGCAGAGCUAUGUGGAUGAGACCAACGCUCAGCAUGGCCCAGGGUUCAUCAAGGUGGUGCGCCAUGACAAACAGGAGGGCCUGAUCAGGUCCAGAGUCAGCGGGUGGAGGGCCGCCUCAGCUCCUGUCGUCGCUCUCUUCGAUGCACAUGUGGAGUUCAACACCGGAUGGGCAGAACCUAUCCUGCACCGGAUAAAGGAGGACCGGACCCGGGUGGUGUCUCCCUCUUUUGACAACAUCAAGUACGAUACCUUUGAGAUCGAGGAGUACCCACUGUCUGCUCAGGGCUUCGACUGGGAGCUGUGGUGUCGAUACCUCAACCCACCAAAGUCCUGGUGGACACAACGCAACCACACAGCCCCUAUCAGGAGCCCUGCUCUGAUUGGCUGCUUUGUGGUCGACAGAAAGUACUUUGAGGAGAUUGGCCUGCUAGAUGAAGGCAUGGAAAUCUAUGGAGGAGAAAAUGUGGAACUCGGCAUCAGGGUGUGGCAGUGCGGUGGGAGCGUGGAGGUAUUGCCCUGUUCUAGGAUCGCACACAUUGAACGUGCUCACAAACCCUACACAGAGAACCUGACAGCCAACGUGCGGCGCAACGCUCUGAGGGUGGCUGAGGUGUGGAUGGACCAGUACAAGAGUCACGUCUACAUGGCCUGGAAUGUUCCACUGCAGAACUCAGGGAUAGACAUUGGGGACAUUUCUGCGAGAAAGGCCUUGAGAUCCAGACUCCAGUGUCGACCAUUCAGCUGGUUCCUCUCCAACAUUUACCCUGAGCUCCGGUCGUACAGUGACACAGUUGCUUACGGAGUGUUGAAGAACAGUCUGAGAGACAACCUGUGUUUGGACCAGGGACCCGACACUGACAAUGUUCCCAUCAUGUACCUCUGUCAUGGUAUGACGCCACAGAAUGUGUACUACACCAGCUCUCAGCAGCUUCACCUGGGCGUGCUGAGUCCAACAAUCGAUGAUGAUGACAACAAGUGUCUGGUGGAUGUGAACAGCAGACCCAGGCUGCUGGAGUGCAGCUACGCAGCAACCAAACACAUGAAGCUCACCUGGACAUUAACUCAGGGUGGCUCCAUCCAGAACAUUGAGUCUCAGCGUUGCUUGGAGCUGGUGGAGAGCAAACAGUCAGAGUUCACCUUCCAUCUGGCCAUUCAGGACUGCACUGAUCAGAAAUGGACCAUCACUAACAUACUGACUGUUCUCCCACAGUGACCACACUGACAACAGUCUGCCAGUGGAGCACCUUGUGUUGUGAUGGAUUAAUCAAGAAGGCCAGAGAGUUUAAGUGAGGGGACUCUGCUUCUUCAAACCUAAAAAAAAAAAAAAAAUGAAACCAAACCAGGUUCCACCGUCACAGAGUUCUGGUGCACUUAACAAGAAUUAGACUCCAGUCAGAUGUGGGCUAAGUUGCUGACCAAAGCAGGGAAUUAAGAGUCCAAAAAAUGAGCCUAGGUGGCAGACCUAUUUGUAACGAGAAUCUGCACGGGAAAAAAAAGUGUUCUUCAAUCAGACACGGGCCAUCAGUAACCUAAUAACCAUUUUAUAGCAAUGACCUGAAGAGACACUCACAGAUGGAGCUGGGGCUCUUAAAACUACCCUCUCUGCAACCAGAAUGAGAAAUAUAGUCGCUUGUUCCAGGGGACAGGCUCAUGAAAUCAUGUGAGCACUGGGGUUAUUGCAGAAGCAGGCCUGUGAUGGAUUCUGGGUCUCUGUCCUCAGUUAACGCUAGGACAUGUACUAACUCAGUCACAUCACACAAUCACCAGAGCAGACUGCGGGAGCAUGUUCUCAAUAGGUUUAUGCGCAGAGGGAAAAUUACAGGGUGCGUGAAUAGUAUUUUUACAUACUGCAUACUGGUUGAUUUGUUACAAAAAGAACAUGGAAGAGUCAGGUUUUGAGUUAUUAGAGUUACAAACCACUCGACUCCUGUGUGUUUGCAGAACACAUGCCACAGAUUUCCUCAGUAUCACAAAAAAAGUUAGCAUGAAAGUGGAGAAUAAGGACAGAGUGACUUAAAUAGACAUUGUAAAGGAAACUCUUUUCAUCAAAAGUUUCAUAGUCUUGCUUGAGAAUUCAUUUGAUCACAUGCGUAGCUGUCAAUCAUCCUGGCAGACGCAAUUUUUAUGGGGUUCAGCCACAGAGCGAAGAGAUUCAUCCAGAAAAGAAGAUUUUCCGACUCCUGGCCCCUUUAAUACCAUCUCAAAACACAACGCUUGCUCUUGCAGCACUGACACAUUGAAAGUGGUGUGGAAACUGUGAGGGUUGAAGAAGAUAAAGCACACCUUAAAAAGCCCAAGCCAGCUCUGUUUUCAUAGAAAGCACAUCAGUCUGAUGAAAGCAGCUCUCAAACAGGUGAUAUCAGAGCUACUCCUCUGAGAUGUAA
Molecule: messenger RNA, 3295 nt
Organism: Labrus mixtus (cuckoo wrasse)
Lineage: Eukaryota; Metazoa; Chordata; Actinopteri; Labriformes; Labridae
Gene: galnt18a
Product: UDP-N-acetyl-alpha-D-galactosamine:polypeptide N-acetylgalactosaminyltransferase 18a
Exons: 11
Coding region: 274-2124 (616 amino acids)
Cellular component (GO): Golgi apparatus
Source: RefSeq, a predicted model, not a curated record